Molecule: messenger RNA, 13242 nt
Organism: Striga asiatica
Lineage: Eukaryota; Viridiplantae; Streptophyta; Magnoliopsida; Lamiales; Orobanchaceae
Source: the annotation of a GenBank genome assembly
GCGAAAUCGAUAGACUCAAAUUACCGUAAAAUAUAUAUUUUUUAAAUAGAUAUUUUUACAGAGAGAGAAAAAAUGGCAAGAGAGAUAUAGAGCGAGAAGCAAGGCGCGGAGAGGCCGUCCGAAAACAAGAGAGAUAGAAAACACGCUGCAUUUUCUUCUUCUAAUUGCGCUUAAAGCUUUCCAUUUCUUUUUUGCUUCAGGCUCCCAAUUUCUAGGGCACAAUUCAAGAUUGAGAACCGCCUCGAUAAUCUAUAACGUAAUUACUGUGUUGUUUGACUGACAUUUCGGGUUCCUCUACAAAGGAAAUUGAUUUCUUAUAAUAUUUAUACACAGAGAGAGAAAGAUCGGAUUAUUUGGUUCCUCAAUCGUAUAUACGCCGGCCCGUGUACACAGAUCUUGCCGCUUGGAGCUACAAAUUGCAGCCCGAUUGAUCACAUUUGGUUUUGUUUGCAUUUUGUUUGAUUUUUUUUUUUUGUUUAUUUCUGUGAAUAUAUUUCGGAAAAUGAGCUGGGAAAUCCUUCUAGAGAGAAUCUAGGAGGGUUUGGAUUUUGGAUCUGAUCGGUGUUGUUGGGAGACGGCGAGAGCCUUUGGCUCUCGGAUGAGAGAGCUGUCUUGUUUUUUGUAUUUUUAUCAUCAUCUGUUGUGUUGGGUUGAAAUUUUGGUCUGUACAUGUUUGGCCAAUCAAGUGGAAGGAAAACGAUGAAAUGGGGAACAUUGCUUAAAGACUUGAAGGAAAAAGUUGGUCUUUCCCAGGCUCCGGCAGCUUCGGCAUCCACUCCGCCAUCGCCGCCCGUCAAAGAAAGCAGCAGCAGCAAUGCGAACGAUUUGUCGCCUUCCACCCCGGACUUUUGGUCAUCUCCGUCAAGAGACAAACAUGAAUUGGAACUGGAUUUCAAGAGAUACUGGGAAGAGUUCCGGUCAUCUAGUUCUGAAAAGGAUAAGGAGAGAGCCUUGAAUUGGACUGUAGAAAUAUUUUGUAGAUUAGAGAAGCAACACACAAACGUUGCGCAAUUAAUUUCAAUCUUGGUAGAGACACACAUUUUUUCUUUUGUUGUGGGGAGAGCAUUUGUAACAGAUAUAGAAAAGCUGAAGCUAAGCAGUAAAACAAGAUCUUUGGAAGCUGAGAAAGUUUUGUUGUUCUUCUCAGAAACUACAAAGCCAAUUGAUAAACAAUCGUUCCUUGAUUCUGGGAUUCUAUGCUGUCUCAUUCAUGUCUUAAAUGCUCUGCUUGCUCCUGAUGGGGGAAGUCAUUCCAAAAAGCCAAUAAACAAUAAAGACGUGCCAUCAGUUGAUGAAGCUAAUAGUGCUGAAUCCAGACCUGUUCGCCGGCUUGAGAUUGAAGGCAGUGUUGUGCAUAUCAUGAAAGCAUUGGCCAGUCAUCCGUCAGCUGCUCAAAGUUUGAUUGAGGAUGAUUCACUUCAGUUAUUAUUCCAAAUGGUUGCUAAUGGUUCUUUAGCAGUGUUCUCUCAAUAUAGGGAGGGUCUUGUUCCUUUGCAUGCCAUUCAGCUUCACAGACAUGCCAUGCAGGUUCUUGGUCUUCUUUUGGGAAAUGACACUGGUUGCACUGCCAAGUACAUACACAAGCAUCAACUGAUAAAAGUGCUUCUGAUGGCUGUCAAGGAUUUCGAUCCUCACUGUGGAGAUCCCGCCUAUACCAUGAGCAUUGUGGACUUGCUUCUUGAAUGUGUUGAACUGUCAUAUAGACCGGAGGCUGGCGGUAUCAGACUUAGGGAAGACUUUCAUAAUGCUCAUGGGUAUCACUUCCUUGUCCAGUUUGCUUUGACCCUGUCAAAGAAUAGAGGUGGCCAGACUUUCAAUUCCAGAAAUUCUGAUGAUUCUGCCUCAGAUUAUUUAGAUGCAUCUGAGGUGAUGGAUAUAAAGAACUCGAGAGAAAUCGAAGGAAACAACUCACCACCAAGUCUCUCCCCCACCCUUUGUAGACUUCUUGAUGUCAUCAUUAAUUUUGCUCAAACAGGUCCUUCAGAGGCUUCAAAGAGUUAUCAGUCAAAGCCUAAUGGGCAUGGCAGAAGCCGUACUUCAUCCUCUGACAGGUUCACCGAUGAUAUGUGGGAGAAGGAUAAUGAUAAAGUCAGAGAUUUAGAAGCUGUUCAAAUGCUGCAGGAUAUUUUAAUUAAAGCUGAAAGUACAGAACUGCAGGCAGAAGUACUGAAUAGAAUGUUUAAGAUGUUCUCUAGUCAUCUUGACAACUACAAGUUGUGUCAACAAUUGAGAACUGUUCCUCUUUUGAUCCUCAAUAUGGCUGGUUUCCCUUUGUCUCUCCAAGAGAUAAUUCUGAAAAUUCUUGAAUAUGCAGUGACUGUUGUUAAUAUCAUCCCUGAACAAGAACUGCUCUCACUUUGUUGCCUACUGCAACAACCAAUAUCCUCUGAUUUAAAGCAUACAAUCCUGUCCUUUUUCGUGAAACUCUUAUCGUUUGACCAACAGUACAAGAAAAUCCUAAGAGAGGUUGGUGUGCUGGAGGUUCUGUUAGAUGAUUUGAAGCAGCACAAAUUUUUGAUGGGCCCCGAGCAGCUUAGUGGUGAUGAUAGUCAGCUGGAUCGAAAAACAAGCUCCAGUGGCUUUCAGAAGCACUUGGACAGCAAAAAUGCGAUUCUCUCUUCUCCGAAACUCUUAGAAUCUGGUUCUGGGAAACUCCUUCUGUUUGAAGUGGAGGGGACAAUAUCAGUUUCUUGGGAUUGUUUGGUCUCACUAUUGAAGAAAGCAGAAACCAAUCAAGCUUCAUUUCGUUCUGCUAAUGGAGUGGCGAUUGCACUUCCUUUUUUGGCUUCUGAUAUCCACCGUCAAGGUGUCCUUAGGGUAUUAUCUUGUUUGAUUAUUGAGGAUGUCAAACAGGCUCAUGCGGAUGAAUUGGGUGCUGUGGUUGAAAUAUUGAAAAGUGGGAUGGUUACCAGUGCUUCGGGUUCCCAAUACACUCUGCAAGAUGAUGCAAAAUGUGAUGCUUUUGGAGCUGUAUGGCGCAUAUUGGGGCUUAAUAUUUCCGCUCAGAGGGUUUUUGGUGAAGCGACUGGAUUCUCACUUUUAUUGACUACACUUCAUUCUCUUCAGAGUGAUGGGGAGCAGACAAUACAACCAUCAAAAUCCCUUUGCGUGAAGGUGUUCACAUAUAUGAUGCGUGUAAUGACAGCUGGGGUUUCAGAUAAUGCUGUUAACCGGACAAAGCUGCACAUUAUACUAUCUUCACAGACCUUUUAUGAUCUUCUCUCUGAGUCUGGAUUGAUUUGUGUGGAAUGUGAACGUCAACUUAUACAAUUGUUUCUAGAACUUGCUCUGGAAGUAGUUCUUCCACCAUUUUUAGCACCCGAAGUUGCAACAGUAUCUGAUGAUGUUGGAAAUGAAUCAGCUAGUUUUCUUUUGAUUACACCGUCAGGCUCUUUUGUUCCUGACAAGCAACGGAUUUAUAAUGCUGCUGCAAUUAGAGUCCUAAUGCGCGCUUUGCUACUUUUCACGCCGAAGGUGCAACUAGAAUUGCUAAACCUUAUUGAAAAGCUUGCUUGUGCUAGCUCCUUCAAUAAGGAAAAUCUGACUUCUAUAGGUUGUGUGCAACUUCUUUUGGAGAUUAUACAUCCGUUCAUGUCUGGCGCUUCACCUUUGGUUUCUAAUGCCCUGAAGAUUGUGGAAGUUCUUGGUGCCUACAGGUUAUCAGUAUCAGAACUCAGAAUUCUUAUUAGGUUUAUUUUUCAAAUGAGACAUGCAAGUUCUGGUCGUUGUCUUGUUGAGAUGAUGGAAAGGUUGAUUCUUUCGGAGGAUAUGGGUUCGGAAGAUGUUUCUCUUGCACCCUUUGUAGAGUUGGACAUGAGCAAGAUGGGACAUGCUUCCAUUCAAGUGCCAUUGGGGGAAAGGUCAUGGCCUCCUGCUGCCGGUUAUUCCUUUGUUUGUUGGUUUCAGUUCCGAAAUCUUCUAAAAUCAUCGACAAGGGAGACUGAAGCUCCUAAAGCUGGAUCUUACAGAAAGCAUAGUCCCAGUGGUCAACAAGCCCAGGUCCUUCGAAUAUUCUCUGUUGGUGCUGUGGAUCAUGGCAGCAACUUCUAUGCCGAACUUCAUAUUCGGGAUGAUGGGCUUCUAACCCUUUCAACAAGCAAUUCAUCCUCCUUGACUUUUGCUGGUCUGGAAAUGGAGGAAGGCAGGUGGCAUCACCUUGCAGUCGUUCACAGCAAACCAAAUGCUUUGGCCGGAUUAUUUCAAGCUAGUGUUGCUUAUGUGUAUCUUAAUGGAAAGCUAAGGCACACCGGGAGACUUGGAUACUCCCCCUCUCCUGUUGGUAAAUCUCUACAGGUGACAAUUGGGACACCGAUUUCUUGUUCGAGGGUUAGUGAUUUGUCAUGGAAACUCAGGUCAUGCUACCUUUUCGAGGAGGUCCUAUCACCAGGUUCCAUAUGUUUUAUGUACAUUCUCGGAAGAGGGUAUAGAGGGCUUUUCCAGGAUGCCAAUCUGUUGCAAUUUGUUCCGAAUCAGGCAUGUGGUGGGGGCAGCAUGGCUAUUUUAGAUUCUCUAGAUACAGAAUUGCCUCUGACAUCUAAUAAUGCACAAAGGCAAGAGAGUGCUGCUGGCAAACUAGGGAUCUCGAAGGUGGAUCAUAGUGGAAUUGUUUGGGAUUCUGAUAAGUUAGGAAAUCUGUCCCUGCAAUUGUGGGGUAAGAAAUUGAUAUUUGCGUUUGAUGGAACUAGUACAGAAAUGUUUAGAUCAUCUGGAAGUUUAUCGAUGCUGAAUCUAGUCGAUCCCCAGUCUGCUGCUGCUUCUCCUAUUGGCGGAAUACCCCGUUUUGGUCGACUUCAAGGUGAUAUUUAUAUCUGUAAGCAGUGCGUAAUUGGUGAUACAAUCCGCCCAGUUGGUGGCAUGGCUGUUGUGCUUGCACUUGUUGAGGCUGCUGAAACUAGAGAUAUGCUUCACAUGUCAUUGACAUUGCUGGCAUGUGCACUUCAUCAGAAUCCUCAGAACGUGAGAGACAUGCAGAAGUACCGAGGAUACCACUUGCUAGCUCUUUUUCUUCACCGCAGAAUGUCAUUGUUCGACAUGCAAUCACUCGAGAUCUUUUUCCAAAUUGCUGCUUGUGAGGCUUCUUUCUCUGAACCGAGAAAGGUUGGAAGAGUGCAAAAUGCUCUAUCACCUGCUUCCACCAUGAAUGGGACCAACUUUGAAGAACUCAGUUUAUCGAAAUUUCAAGAUGAAUUUUCGUCGGUUGGAUCACAGGCGGAUAUGGAUGAUUUUUCUGUUCCAAAAGAUACUUUUAGUCAUAUUUCAGAGUUGGAACACACCGAUGUCCCCACAGAGACAUCUAACUGCAUUGUUCUGUCUAAUGCUGAUAUGGUUGAGCACGUCUUGUUGGAUUGGACACUCUGGGUGACAGCUCCAGUCCCAAUUCAAAUUUCCUUACUUGGAUUUCUCGAGCAUUUAGUUUCGAUGCAUUGGUAUAGAAAUCACAACCUUACGAUUCUUCGCAGAAUUAAUCUCGUUCAACAUUUACUCGUGACGCUGCAGAGGGGCGAUGUUGAAGUCCCGGUUCUUGAAAAAUUAGUCGUGUUACUUGGCGUGAUUCUGGAAGACGGAUUUCUUCCUUCUGAACUGGAACUCGUGGUUAGGUUUGUGAUUAUGACAUUUGAUCCACCUGACCUGACGUCACAUAGUCAAAUUACGCGUGAACCGAUGGGUAAACAUGUUAUUGUAAGAAAUAUGUUGCUUGAGAUGCUGAUUGACCUCCAGGUGACCAUCCAAUCUGAGGAGCUACUUGAGCAGUGGCAUAAAAUCGUUUCGUCAAAAUUGAUAACUUAUUUUCUUGAUGAGGCUGUUCAUCCUACCAGUAUGAGAUGGAUCAUGACUCUUCUGGGCGUGUGCCUCGCAUCUUCACCUACAUUUGCACUUAAAUUUCGCUCGAGUGGUGGUUAUCAAGGUUUGGCGAGGGUGCUUCCGAGUUUUUAUGAUUCUCCUGAUAUAUAUUACAUUUUAUUUUGUCUGAUGUUUGGAAAGCCUGUAUAUCCAAGACUCCCUGAAGUUCGCAUGCUCGACUUUCACGCGCUCAUGCCUAGCGAUGGCAGUUAUGGAGAAUUGAAAUUCAUAGAACUUCUCGAGUCUGUUAUUGCUAUGGCAAAAUCAACGUUCGACAGACGUACCGAGUUUCUUGAAAGCUGUAUCGACCUCUAUUUUUCCUGUGUCAGGGCUUCACAAGCCGUGAGGAUGGCGAAAGAACUCGUCGUAAAAACCGAAGACAAGAAUUUGAAUGAUGCUGAGGAUAGCAGUAGCUCCCACAAUACCUUCUCUAGCUUGCCUCAUCAAGACCAUGACCAGUCAGCAAAGACCUCUAUCAGUAUAGGAAGCUUCCCCCAGGGAAAUGUCAGUGCUAGUUCAGAAGAUAUGCCUAUUUUUCCAAAUGUUCCAGCAAGCGAUAAACCAGAGACCGAUAUCUCCUCAACACAGCCAGAGUCGAACAAAUCAGAGAAAAAAGACACACAAGCUGUGGAUACUUUUGAUAGAGAAGCCAUUGGCCAAUCAGAGUCGAACAAAUCAGAGAAAAAUACUUUUGAUAACGAAUUCACUUUUCCUGAUGCUAAAAACCGACCAAAUCACCAAAACGAUUCGCAGAGUUCUUUAUCUCUAACAAUUCCUGAAUCCCCGAUUUCAUCCGAGAGAUCUAAUCUCAGGAUCUCUCCCCCCACACCAUCACCUGCUCUGGCAUUGACAUCCUGGCUCGGGGGUUCUACCCGAAAUGACCCCAAAACCCAACCAGCUUCGACUCCUCAGUCCUUGGAUUCAUUUAUAUCCAUGAGUGACACUGCUGAUCCUUCUUCGGAUGUGAAGUCUGCUUCACAGUCUCAAUCCGCAUCAAACAUGAUGUUAGAGAUUAGCGCGAAGCUUCUUCUCGAGGUGGAUGACUGUGGCUAUGGAGGCGGCCCGUGUUCUGCUGGUGCAGCCGCAAUCCUCGAUUUAGUAGCAGAAGUUCUGUCCGGAAUCGUAACCGAGCAGAUGAAAGCCACUCCGAUUGUGGAGGCCGUGUUAGAAAGCGUGCCUCUGCAUGCCGAUUCCGAAUCUGUUCUAGUUUUUCAAGGACUGUGCCUCACCAGAUUAAUGAACUUCCUCGAGAGGCGCCUCUUGCGGGACGACGAGGAAGACGAGAAGAAAUUAGAUAAAAGCCGAUGGUCACUGAACUUAGACGCACUUUCCUGGAUCAUAGUCGAUCGUGUCUACAUGGGAGCUUUUCCCCAGCCAGCUGGCGUGUUGAAAACCCUAGAGUUCUUGUUAUCCAUGUUGCAGUUGGCUAAUAAAGAUGGCCGGGUUGAGGAAGCAGCUCCAGCAGGAAAGGGACUGCUUUCUAUCGGGAGAGGGAGCAGACAGCUCGAUACUUACAUACACGCGCUUUUUAAGAACACGAAUCGGAUGAUAUUGUACUGUUUCCUCCCGACGUUCUUGUUCACCAUAGGGGAAGAUGACCUCCUUUCUCAUCUGGGCUUGCUCGGUGAGCCUCGGAAAAGAGUGUCUCUUCACUCUUCUCCAGAAGAAGAGGGCAACGAUAUCUUCACAGUGCUACAGUUGCUGGUGGCUCACAGGCGGAUUAUAUUCUGCCCGAGUAAUCUCGAAACGGAUCUCAACUGCUGCCUCUGCAUAAACUUGAUCUCUCUCCUCCACGACCACCGACAGAAUGUAAAGAGUACAGCUGUCGAUAUUCUGAAGUAUCUCCUUGUCCAUCGGAGGUCUGCACUCGAGGAGUUUCUCGUCUCUAAAGCAAACCAGGGGCCGUCGUUGAAUGUUUUACACGGCGGUUUUGAUAAGCUCCUGACCGGAAAUCUAUCCGAUUUUUUCGAAUGGCUACACCGUUCGGAGUCGGUUGUGAAGAAAGUGUUGGAGCAGUGUGCCGCGAUUAUGUGGGUACAGUACAUUGCGGGGUCUGCAAAAUUUCCGGGAGUGAGGAUAAAGGGGAUGGAUAGUCGUCGUAAGAGAGAGAUGGGGAGAAAAUCGAGGGACAACUCGAAAUUGGAUCAGAGACAUUGGGAGCAGGUGAAUGAAAGGAGAUUUGCCCUUGAAAUGGUUCGUGACCAUAUGGCUACCGAAUUGCGUGUCAUCCGUCAGGAUAAGUACGGGUGGGUCCUCCAUGCGGAGAGCGAGUGGCAGACUCAUCUCCAGCAACUUAUACACGAGCGCGGAAUAUUCCCGAUUUCGAGAUCCGUGAUGAACCAGGAGGAGCCCGAGUGGCAUCUUUGCCCCAUUGAGGGCCCGUAUAGGAUGAGGAAAAAGCUCGAGCGGUGUAAGCUGAAGAUAGACACCAUCCAGACUGUACUGGAUGGGCAUUUUCUAUUGGGUGAAUCAGAUCUGUCCAAGGAGAAAACGGAAAAUGAAGACGACCCUGCAUGUGAAGGCGAAUCGGAAGGCUUUUUCAAUCUUUUGACCGCCAAGCCCAAGGAUGAAUCGUUUAGUGGUGAAUUGUUUGACGAGUCGACUAUCAAAGAAUCGGAUGAUGCUCGGGAUGUAGCUUUUUCCGGGGUCGGGUGGAAUGAUGAUCGGGAGAGUAGCAUAAACGAAGCCAGUCUAUAUUCUGCUACUGAAUUUGGUGUUAAGUCCAGUGCUCCUUCAACUCUCAGAGCAGAGAGUAUACUGGGGAAGUCUGAGAUAGGUUCUCCUGCACAAUCGUCUUCCUUAAGAAUCGAUGAAGUUAGAGUUUCAGAGGAGAAGUCCGAUAAAGAACUGAACGAUAACGGUGAGUAUCUGAUCAGGCCUUAUCUGGAGCCUCUUGAAAAGAUCAAGUUUAAGUACAACUGUGAAAGGGUUGUCGGCCUCGACAAACAUGACGGUAUAUUUCUUAUCGGAGAACUCUCACUGUACGUGAUCGAGAACUUUUAUAUCGAUGAAUCUGGCUGUAUAUGCGAAAAAGAGAGCGAAGAUGAACUAUCCAUCAUCGAUCAGGCGUUGGGUGUGAAGAAAGAUUUUUCGUGUAGCAUGAUGGAUUCACAAUCCAAAUCGACUUCAUCGUGGGGUGCUACAUCGAAGGCAUAUUCGGGAGGUAGGGCAUGGGCGUACAAUGGUGGUGCCUGGGGCAAGGAAAAAGUCGGGAGCAGUGGUAAUGUGCCUCAUCUUUGGCGUAUGUGGAAGCUCGAUAGCGUGCACGAGCUUCUGAGGCGUGAUUAUCAGCUUCGCCCGGUUGCAAUCGAGAUUUUCAGUAUGGAUGGUUGCAAUGACCUGUUAGUUUUCCACAAAAAGGAGAGAGAAGAAGUUUUCAAGAAUUUGGUGGCCAUGAAUCUUCCCAGAAAUAGCAUUUUAGAUGCAACAAUAUCUGGGUCAACUAAACAAGACGUCAAUGAAGGCAGCCGUCUUUUCAAGGUCAUGGCUAAAUCAUUCUCCAAGAGAUGGCAAAAUGGAGAGAUCAGCAACUUUCAGUAUAUUAUGCAUCUCAACACCUUGGCGGGUCGUGGAUAUAGUGAUCUGACACAGUACCCAGUUUUUCCGUGGGUCCUUGCAGACUACGAAAGUGAGAAUCUCGAUUUGUCAGAUCCAAAAACAUUCCGGAAGCUCGAAAAACCAAUGGGCUGUCAGACACCUGAAGGAGAAGAGGAGUUCCAGAAGAGAUAUGAGAGCUGGGAUGAUCCAGAAGUUCCGAAAUUCCAUUACGGUUCUCAUUAUUCAAGUGCUGGAAUCGUUCUCUUCUAUCUCUUGCGCUUGCCUCCCUUCAGUACCGAGAACCAAAAGCUGCAGGGUGGGCAGUUUGACCAUGCGGACCGUCUUUUCAACAGCAUUCGUGACACCUGGCUGAGUGCUGCUGGUAGAGGCAACACUUCAGAUGUCAAGGAGUUGAUUCCAGAGUUCUUCUAUAUGCCGGAAUUCUUGGAAAACCGGUUCAAUCUCGACUUGGGCGAAAAGCAAUCUGGGGAGAAGGUUGGUGACGUCGUCUUGCCUCCAUGGGCUAAGGGCAGUGCUCGGGAAUUCAUCAAGAAGCAUCGGGAAGCAUUGGAGUCCGAUUAUGAAGCCGUGAACGUUUUCUACCACUACACGUACGAAGGCAGCGUGGACAUCGACUCGGUAACCGACCCUUCCAUGAAAGCCUCGAUCCUGGCCCAGAUCAACCACUUCGGCCAGACCCCUAAACAGCUCUUCCCGAAACCCCACGUCAAGCGUCGAACCGACCGCAAACCCUUCCCCCACCCCCUCCGCCACUCUUCCCAUCUCGUCCCCCACCAAGAGCCCCGCAAAACCCAUUCCCCCAUCUCCCAAAUCGUCUCCCUCGCCGACAAGAUCCUCCUCGCGGGCCCCACGAGCCUCCUCAAGCCCCGAACCUUCACCAAAUACGUCUCGUGGGGUUUUCCCGACCGCACCCUCCGCCUCGUCUCGUACGAGUCCGACCGCCUCAUCUCCACCCACGAGAGCCUCCACGCCGGAGCUCAGAUUCAGUGCGCCGGAGCUUCCCACGACGGACAACUCCUCGUCACCGGAGCCGACGACGGCCUCGUCUGCGUCUGGCGGUUCUCCUCCUCUGGCGGGCCGAGCCACCGCGCCGCCGCCCCACAGCUCCGGCUCGAGAGGGCGCUUUCCGGCCACACGGGACGAGUGACGUGCCUCCACGUCAGCCAGCCAUACAUGAUGGUCGUGAGCGGGUCGGACGACUGCACGGUCAUCGUCUGGGAUCUGAGCUCGCUCGCCUUCGUCCGCCAGCUGCCGGAGUUCCCGGCGCCCGUCUCGGCGGUUUACGUGAACGACCUCACCGGAGAAGUCGUGACGGCCGCCGGAGUGAUGCUCGCCGUCUGGAGCGUCAACGGGGACUGCCUGGCGGCGGUCAACACGUCGCAGCUGCCGUCGGACUUUAUUCUCUCGUUGACCGGAUGCACGUUUUCGGACUGGAUGGAUGCGGAUUGGUAUGUGUCGGGUCAUCAAAGUGGGGCCGUGAAGGUUUGGAGGAUGGUGCACCACACUGAGUCGGGUGGUGGUGGUGGUGGUGUGGGGGGGAGCCCGUCGGCUGGGCUUGGGCUCGGGGGAAAAGUGCCCGAGUAUAGGCUCGUGCUGCAUAAGGUGCUCAAGGCGCAUAAGUUUCCGGUUACGGCAAUACAUUUGUCGAGCGAUCUGAAGCAGUUGCUGAGUGGGGAUUCGGGCGGGCACCUUGUAUCGUGGACGCUGCCCGACGAGAGCUUGAGGGUGGUUUCGAUGAACCAGGGAACGAAAAAAGCUUUUGUUUUGUGCCUGGAAAUGGAUGUGAAAGUUGUGAAAAGCAGGGCUAUGGCGACGCUAAUCCAACCCACAAACUUCAUCUCCACCCCGCCUUCCAAACCCCAACUUCUCAAGACCCCACAUAUACAAACCCACUCAAAAUCAGCCCUUUCAUCACUCACACACAAAUUAUCUCUCAGCAGCUUCAACCAGCCUCUGGAUGAAGCUUAUGCCUCGGCCCUCGAUCACUGUGCCACCCAAAGCUCAUUACCAAUUGGUAAGCAAAUCCACACCCACGUCAUAAAGCGUAACAAAACCCGCGACUUGCAUUUUCUGCGCACUAAGCUCGUGCUCAUGUACGGUAAAUGCGUGUCGUUGUUGGAUGCCCAGCACGUGUUCGAUGAAAUGGCGGAGAGAAGUAUUUUCACCUAUAAUGCCAUGCUCGGUGCUUAUAUCUCGAAUGGGGAGCCUAUGAAAGCAAUCAAAUUGUAUGCUGAGUUGAGGUUAUCGGGUAUUCAUUCAGAUGCCCAUACUUGUAGCUGCAUGUUGAAGGCGUGUUCGCAAGUCGAGGAUAUAUGCUGUGGGAAAGAGAUUCAUGGGUACGCGGUAAAGUCUGGAUUUUUAGGCAAUGGAGUUGUUGUGAACUCGCUGGUGGGUGUAUAUGCACAGUGUGGUGAUUUGAAAUCGGCCGAGCUGUUGUUCGGAGGGGGAAUGAGAUCGGGAGAUGUAGUUUUGUGGAACUUGAUGAUUUCUGCGUAUGUUGAAAAUGGUAUGGCAAGAGAAGCUUGGAAGGCUUUUAUAGAAAUGCAGGAUGCUGAUGUCGCCCCAAGCACGUACACAUUUGUUGCUGUUCUUCAGGCCUGUGAGGACCUUCUGUCCGGGAUGCAAACUCAUGCUGUCGGGAUAAAAUCAGCUCUCUGUUUUGACCGGUAUGUUGGUAAUGCUCUUCUCGUCAUGUACUCCAAAUUCGGCAGAGUAAACGAGGCGGCCAGAAUUUUUCAUGGUAUUGGUCAUAAGGACAACUUUUCUUGGAACUCGAUGUUGGAUGCUUACGUGGAAAACGGGCUUUACGACGAAUCGCUCGAUUUUUUCCAUGAGAUGAUUAGAUCAGGCAAGGGACCCGACCAAGUCUCUGUCAUCAGUGUUCUCUCAGCUUGUGGAAAAUCGAGAAAUAUUUUAAACGGAAUGGAAACUCACGCUUUCGCUCUGAAGAACGGGAUGGGAUCUGGACUUGAAGUGGGCAACACGAUCACGGACAUGUACGCAAAGUGCCGUAACACAGGUUAUAUGGAGACCUCGUUUUCAAGAAUUACCGAAAAAGAUUACAUUUCAUGGACGACAGUCCAAUCCGGUUACAUUCAGAACUUUCAUUACACAAAAGGUGUGCAAUCGUUAAGGGAAGCGCUUCUAGAAGGGAUUCGUGUCGAUAAAACGAUGCUCGGGAGUGUUCUCCUAGCUUGUCGGGGCCUUAAAUGUGUCUCGCUAGCAAAAGAGAUCCAUUGCUACGUAGUGAGAAAUAAUUUAUCCGAUAUCGUGCUUCAAAACACUAUUGUUGACAUAUAUGGACAGUGCGAACAAAUGGGUUACGCUCGAAACGUAUUUAAACUAAUAGAAAAUAAAGACGUCGUUUCUUGGACGAGCAUGAUCGAUUGUCACGUCCACAACGGACAUGCACACGAUGCUCUCCGACUUUCUACUCAAAUGGUGAAAUCGGGCAUCGAGCUGGACCCGGUUGCACUCUUGUGUGUUCUCUCGGCCAUCACGAAUUUAUCGGCUUUAAGGAAAGGCAAAGAGAUUCACGCCUUCUUGAUUCGAAACUGCCUUCACUUAUGGGAAUCCAUCCCGAGCUCGCUCGUCGAUAUGUACGCCAGCUGUGGCGCCGUCGAUAGCUCGAUCAAGGUUUUCGAUUCUGUCGAGGACGAUAAAGAUUUGGUUCUGUGGACGAGCAUGAUCAAUGCGCACGGAUUGCACGGCCAGGGCACGAAAGCCCUCGAAUUAUUCGAAAAAAUGGAGGGAAAAAAAAGCCUUGAUGAGAUUGUGGAGAGAUUAGAGAUGUUUGGGGGUUACAGAGCUCAGACGAGCCAUGAGUUGCAUGAUGUCUGGUGA